AUGGAUACGAAGCUGAACAGGAAGAGUAGGGCUCCAUGGCAAUCAGGAGCGCCUGCUAAGGCAACAAAAUCAGCCAAUCCGUAUGCCAAUGCCAAUUUGAAACAAGGGAAAGUCGAGUCUGAGCCGUAUGCUAACACGCUACAGGUGCCGAAGACAGCUGCCUCAAGCAGAAGACACAACCGGAGAAUGUCGAUUCAGCAGUCGGCAGCGGUGCCAUUCGAUCCAUCGAUGCCACCAACUCUGGGACAGUCAAUGUAUAGAACUGCGACAAACAAUUCAGAAACUACCCUGAUACGAAGCUUUGCGACGAACCGAAGGAGAUCCAAUGAGGAUGACAUUGUCCAAGUCAUCAAGACGGAAUUGCGUGACAAGGACGUCACCGUGAUCGACGAUUUUUACAAGUCCUUAUUGACACAGAAGGCCUCGUUGGACGAAGACAUCAAGAGCAGAAUUAACACCAACCAGAAGAACAUAUUGCAAUUGACUGACGAUUUGCGUCUCACCCAGGAGGAGUUGUUUUCACUACGCGUUCUGACAAAAGAACUCUAUCAAAUAUUGGCUGACUUUGCCGAGGCAGCAGAAAGGAGAAUUGCUUUGGAGAAAGAGGGCCCCCGAAUGAGCGAUUCCCAUGUCUUCAAUGGCCACUCCCAUCCAAACGGGCAGCAGGCGCCCAAUAAGAGAAAGGAUAGGCUGUCAGUGUUGCUUUUGCAAAAAAUGUGGGCCACAGAGUUACAGUCUCUAUUCAAGCAUGUAGACGGAGCUCAAAAGUUUGUCCAAGCGAUUCCAGGUAGACACGUGUUGGCAGAAAGUGGUAGAUGGCAUGAAAUUAAUGUGGGUACUUGGAAGGCAAGCAGACUGAUUCACUUGUUCUUGCUUAAUGAUUUGGUUAUGAUAGCUACCCGGAAGCUGUCUCAAGAAGGAAGUUCAAAGCGCCUUCAGGCCAUUUAUUGUUGGCCAUUACAAAAUGUUGAGAUAGCUGAAAUCAAGGCACCAAGUCAAGUGUCUAGUAAGGAGGGCUCCAGAGUACAUGUAAUCAAUCUUCGAGCACCUUCAUUCAGUUACGUCUAUCAAACUGAUAGAUAUGAUCACUUCUCACGGGUCAUGAAUGCUUACCAAAAGGGCAAGGCAGAGCUCGCUCAGAAAAAUCGCAUCAUAGAAGAGGAACAACGAACUCCAAGAGCCAGCGGAGAGUUUGCCUUAAACAGCAGCACUACAAGCCUUCACGAAGAGAACGCAGAGCUGCGACAUUUACGUGAAUCUCUACGCUCGUCUGGUAUCCAUGGACACUCGCGCAGUGGGUCAACUGAGGAUGUUGGAUUCAAUCGUCGGUCGAGCGGCCAAAGACAAAGCAAUGACGUGAUAUUGCAAGAUAUUUCAGCUAGAGUACAUUCCAGGAACAGGUCUCAUGAUUACAACAAAGAAGGCGGAAUCAAAAAGCCGGGCUCCGAUAGGCUGCCGCAUAGGCUAUUCAUAGAGCUAAAGAAUGCAGAGGAUAAGCUUGAUGAAGUUGAUGUUGACUUGGCUCACAACAAUUACGCUCAGGCAACUCAGCUUAUGAUGGUGAUUGAUCAGAAGGUAGCCAAUAUUGUGAUGAGGAUAGCGGGAAUUCAGGCAAAAGAACAGGAUGGCUCCUUAGAGGAAUUAAGAAUACUUGUUGAUGUUGUAAAAUUGAAGCUAAGCAACAGACGCUAUCAGGUUCAACAGAAUCUUCAAUUUGAUUUGCAACACAACAUUCUGACUUACGAUACUGAUACGAUUUCUGAAAUUCUUAGCUACUACCACCAGUUUGGUAUGCAAGGGGAAGGUAUUAAUGCUAUCCUUGAAGCUCUUUCCUCACAUUUGUCCAAGACGGUAGGCAAGCUUGUAUCUAGCGCCCAUGGGUCGACAAAGGUUGACAUUAUAAAUUACAUUGCCAACUUGACAAUAGUUUAUACCCUGAUCAUUCGCCGGGCUUUGCAGAUUUACAGCGAUUGUAUUGAAGGGUUACUUCACAACUCUAAACUGGGAAGCAUAGACUCCAGUGGGUUUAUUACAUGGUGCGUAUCCGAAAUGACACAAUUAGUGGACAUCAUCAAGAAGCACGCGGAAGAGACACUUCUAAUUAAAGAAGAUAAAGUGUGGUACGUCAAGGACGAAAAGCACUACAAAGAGCUUGUUGCAAUCAUACGACCACAGCUUAACUCUUUGAAACGUGAGGGACUCAAUGUUGACUAUCUCUUUGACAACAUCAUAAAUUGUCGGCCAAAAUUCUAG
Candidozyma auris is the source of this 2253-nucleotide messenger RNA. It is a transcript of the gene EXO84, whose product is annotated as exocyst subunit EXO84. Gene Ontology annotation, biological process: intracellular protein localization; exocytosis; Golgi to plasma membrane transport. The transcript has a single exon. Gene Ontology annotation, cellular component: exocyst. Lineage: Eukaryota; Fungi; Ascomycota; Pichiomycetes; Serinales; Metschnikowiaceae. The record is from RefSeq and is a predicted model, not a curated record. The coding region runs from base 1 to 2253 and encodes 750 amino acids.